CAAACCCUCUUCUGUCUUUAUCUCUGCGCCUAAAACCCAUUCUCGUUUCUCCAAUUUCACAAUUUAAGCCCUGGGGUUCCAAUUUUCGGAAACGAUGGAUCUUGAAUUGGUGAUGAAGGGUUUAGAUUUUUCCAGGAGAAAAAAGAAAUUGCUGAUUUUUCUAGCUGUGUCUGGUCUGUCUGGCUAUGGGGUUUAUAAGGUGUAUAAUUUGCCUGCUGUGGUAAGAAAAAGGAGGAAAUUUAUGAGACUUAUGGAGGCUUUUAUUUCUAUUGCUGAAAUGGUUUCCGAUUCCGCAGAGACUAUCAGUAUUGUCUCUAAGGAUUUGAAGGAGUUUUUGCAAUCUGAUGCGGAUAAAAUCCCCAAUAGUUUAAAGCAAAUUUCGAAGAUUGCGAAAUCGGAUGAGUUUUCCGAGUCUUUGAUUGGGGUUACUCAGGCUUUGACUCUUGGGGUUCUGCGAGGGUAUAAUUUGGAGUCUGGAAAUGAUAAGAAGUUAGGGUCAGGUUAUGGGAAUUCGAGUUUUUCUGAUAAAGUGAUGGAGAGGUUGUUUUCUAGUAAAGGGACCGGAUUUGUUUCUGUUGUGGUCGGUAGUUUUGCUAGGAAUUUGGUUUUGGGGCUUUAUUCGAGUGGUGAGGAUCAAUCAAGAUCGAGUUUAUCAGAUGUGCCUGGAUGGAUUGGUGUGGUUUGUGAUGAUAGGUGUAGGGAGCUCAUUGCUGAUUGCAUACAAAAGUUCGUGAGCACGGCGGUUGCUGUUUAUCUUGAUAAGACAUUGCAGAUCAAUACUUAUGACGACUUUUUCACUGGCUUGGCAAAUCCAAAGCAUCAAAACAAUGUGAGGGACGUUCUGGUUUCUAUCUGUAAUGGAGCUGUGGAAACACUAGUGAAAACAUCUCACCAAGUGUUGACCACCAGUUCGACUGCAAAGUCGGGUUCUGCUUAUUCAAUUGUUGAGCAGGGUGAAGAAUUGGGUGUGAACAAAGAUGAUUAUCUCAAGCGGGAAGCAUGUAUGAAAGAUAGGAAGUCUUUUGAUGAGGUUCAGAAUGGUGGAUGGGUUGGCAAGGUUUCAUCUGCUUUGUCAGUGCCAAGCAAUAGGAAGUUUGUGCUGGAUGUGACCGGGAGGGUUACAUUUGAAACGAUAAGGUCCAUUGUGGAGUUCAUGCUGUGGAAGAUGUCGGAUGGGGUGAAAAGAAGUCUUAAUGUGGUUCAGGAAGAGGUUGUCGACAGGGGACUUGAAGUAGUCACAUAUGUUGGGGCUAAGUCCUCUGUUAUCGUUACCGUAUGCCUUGCCUUGUAUUUACAUGUUCUGGGUGACUCUAGGGUUCUCUUAACUGCCUAAAUUCACAGGGCUCUUCCUUCCCCGUGAAGCAGCUAGAGAGGUCUUGCAUGUAUAUAUCCAUGUAUCACUUGGUUAAAAUGAUUUUAAAGUGCGUAUCCUCAUUGUAAACAUUCAAGUCUUAUUCAUGGAAUUGCUCUUCUUCUUCUUUUUAAGGAAAAAAAAAUUCAGAUUUGAUGCAUAAAAA
Populus euphratica (Euphrates poplar) is the source of this 1517-nucleotide messenger RNA. Its product is annotated as protein PHLOEM PROTEIN 2-LIKE A10-like. The coding region runs from base 95 to 1333 and encodes 412 amino acids. NCBI's taxonomy places the organism in Eukaryota, Viridiplantae, Streptophyta, Magnoliopsida, Malpighiales, Salicaceae. The transcript has a single exon. The record is from RefSeq and is a predicted model, not a curated record.